Messenger RNA from Diceros bicornis minor, 3948 nucleotides. RefSeq names its product piwi like RNA-mediated gene silencing 3 (gene PIWIL3). The transcript is spliced from 20 exons. Gene Ontology annotation, biological process: regulatory ncRNA-mediated gene silencing. Gene Ontology annotation, cellular component: P granule. Bases 39 to 2669 code for a protein of 876 amino acids. The record is from RefSeq and is a predicted model, not a curated record. NCBI's taxonomy places the organism in Eukaryota, Metazoa, Chordata, Mammalia, Perissodactyla, Rhinocerotidae. Gene Ontology annotation, molecular function: protein binding; piRNA binding.
ACCGUGUUCUUUAAGGGCUUAUCCCCUUCAGGACAGCAAUGACCGGCAGGGCCAGGACUCGAGCCCGCGGCAGAGCGCGUGGUCGGGCGUCCCCGCAACCUGCCGCACCUGGAGCCGCCGCCGCCGCACCUGCAGCCGCCGCCACACCUGGAGCCGCUGCGGCCACCCAGCAACCUGGUCAAAUUCAGCCUAGACUCCAGCCACUGCCAGCAGAGGGCCAAGUGGUUGAGCCUGGACAGCCAAGAGGCGCAGAAGGAACAUCUCAGCCUUCAGGGGAACUUCAGCUCUUGGCUGGAUUGCGGGCGGCAUCGCUGAGGGAGAAGAGGCCUUAUGGUGGAGUUUUUCGAGAUCUCGUAGUGAAUACUCGGCAGAACCUGGACCAUGUCAGAGAGUCGAAAACAGGCUCGAAAGGUAUAGCUGUAAGGCUCUUCGCGAACCAUUUCCGGGUGACGUCUCAUCCCCAGUGCGUCACGUAUCAGUACAACGUUGACUAUAUGCCAGACAUAGAGGAUGGGAAUCUCCGUGCAGAGUUACUUAAGCAGCAUGAAUCACUACUUGGAAAGUGUUGUAUAUUUGAUGGAAACUCUUUAUUAUUACCUCGUGUACUACGUAAACGGAAAACAGAAGUGGUCAGCCUGUACAAAGGACAGCCUGUGAAGAUUAUCUUCGAGUUCUGCAGAGAACUCAAGCCCUCCUCACCAGAUUGCCUGCGCUAUUACAACAUCCUCUUUAGAAAAAUUUUGAAGUUGAUGAAUUUGAAACAAGUUGGUCGCAACUAUUACAAUAAAAGUGAGGCCACUCAGAUCUUGAAUCAUAGGUUGGAAAUCUGGCCUGGUUAUUUCACGUCCAUUCUCGAGUAUGAAAACAGUAUUACCCUCUGUGCUGACGUGAACCAUAAACUGCUCCGAAUGGAAACUGCUUAUGAUUUAAUAAUGAGGAUUUGUGACAGUAACAGAGGGGAAGAUGCCAAAAAGCAAGUUUCUAAAGCAUUAGUUGGAUUAAUUGUUCUCACCAAGCACAACAACAGAACCUACAGAGUGGAUGCUAUUAAUUGGGAGGAGACUCCUAAAGCUACGUUUAAAAAAUCAGAUGGCAAGAGAAUCACCUUUGUAGAAUAUUACAAGCAGCAAUAUGACACACAGGUCACUGACCUAACUCAGCCACUUUUGAUCAGCAAGGGAAAAUGGAAAAAGAGCCAACAGGACACACCCCAUGAACCUGUGCUGCUGGUUCCUGAGCUCUGCAGCCUGACAGGUCUAACAGAUGCAAUGCGUCAAGACUACAGGGUGAUGAGAGACUUGGCUGUUCACAUGAGGUUGGAUCCAGAAAAAAGGCAGCACGAAUUGCAAAAAUUCAUGAAUACUGUACAAAAAGAUAAGUCUGCACAAAAGGAGCUUCAACUCUGGGAUUUGACAUUUGAUACCAACUUUUUGUCCUUCUCAGGAAGACUUUUGAAAGAAGUCAGAAUUUUCCAAGGAAGAAGAAUGUUUAACUCCCAUCCACUAUUUGCAGAAUGGUCAAAAGAAACAAGAAAGGGACCCUUACUUAAGGUGAAGUCACUAGAUCAUUGGCUAAUACUUUAUACUAAGAGAAAUUACGGAGCAGCCUCUUCAUUAAUGCAGUGUCUACGGAAAGUCACACCCACCAUGGGCAUAGCGAUGAGAGAUGCAAAAAUGCUUGAAGUAAAUGAUACAGUCAAAUCCUAUAUAAAUGUCUUAGAAAAACACGCUUCCUCAAAAACACAGAUGGUUCUUUGUGUGCUGUCAAGUGACAGGAAAGACAUGUAUGAUGGCAUAAAAAAAUUCCUGUGUGUCAAUUACCCCAUUCCAAGCCAAUGUGUGGUGGCACGGACCUUAGACAAACCCCAGACGCUGAUGACCAUUGCCACAAAGAUUGCCCAGCAGAUGAAUUGCAAGAUGGGAGGAGCCCUCUGGAAGGUGGAAACAGGAUUGCAGAAUACAAUGUUCAUUGGUAUUGAUUGUUUCCAUGAUAUUGUAAAUCGACAGAAGUCAAUUGCAGGAUUUGUGUCAAGCAUCAACAAUGAGUUAACGCAGUGGUUCUCUCAAUGUAUCUUCCAGGAAUCGGGGCAGGAGCUUGUGAGUGGGCUGAGGGCCUGCUUGCAAGCUGCUCUGAAGCUCUGGCGUGAACAUAAUCCAUUUAUGCCACAUUCUGUUAUUGUAUAUCGGGAUGGCGUGGGAGAUGGUCAGCUUGAAGCAUUGAUUAAUUAUGAAAUACCACAGAUUUCUUCGUACUUAAACAGUAUUUUGCAUCCAAAGACUGUCAAACUAACAGUCAUUGUGGUGAAGAAACGAAUAAACACCAGAUUUUUUAUUGAGUCUGAAGGAAAACUUCAAAAUCCACGUCCAGGAACAGUCAUUGAUGUAGAAUUGACCAGGAAGGAAUGGUACGAUUUUUUUAUUGUGAGUCAGUCAGUGAAGGAGGGUACUGUCACUCCCACUCAUUAUAACGUCAUCCAUGACACUGUUCGCUUGAGCCCGGAUACCGUCCAGGGUCUGACUUACAGACUCUGCCACAUGUAUUAUAAUUUGCCAGGUGUCAUCCGAGUUCCGGCUCCUUGCCACUACGCCCACAAACUAGCUUACCUUGUGGGCCAGAGCAUUCACCAAGAACCACAUCAUUCCCUGACAAACCGUCUCUUUUACCUUUGACCUACAGAAGGAAGCCUGUUGGGAUGUUGAAAACCACAAUUUGGAAAUUUAUUUAUUUUUUUCCUUUUGAAGCUGUACAUCUGAAAUAUUUUCCUAGACGCAGAGUUUUAGAUUCUUAUCAUUCUUGAUUGGACGCGGAGGAGAUUCAGAGUGAUGCAGGCUAUUUUCAGUACUAUCACUGACUUGACAUGAGACUUCUAUUUUCUAGGUGGGAGAAUUGACAGUGAGGGUUUGGUCUUGGAAUUGACCUUUCAAAUGUGUUACAAUGACUUAAUGAUUAAACGUGCCUGCGUGCUUUGCACUCCAAGCAAUGCUGCUCUAUUAAUUAUAAAGGAUGGGCGUUAGUCACAUGGAGAGUACAUCUAUGAGCAAGAAAUUGUACUUGGAAAAUGAUAUAUACUUUAUUUGUGAAAUAUUUCGUAUUUAAAGGACAGCAAAGACAUAAAAAUAGCAAAAUUGUGAUUUGUGUUAUUUACUAUUUUGUAUGAACAAAAUGACCUAUAUGAAGUAUUGUUUAUUCUUUGUACUGGGGUCACAAUUUGAUUGUAUUUUUUGGUGGAGCUGUAAUAAGGAGGGCCUUGUGAUUUAAAAGUUGGCAGCUUAGGAACAUUGAAAGAUUUUGUUACUUUUUCCACAAAGAAGGGAAAUUAAGAACUCUAUUGGUAUUUCUGUUUAAUUCAUUCUCUUGUGCAUGUUUCAAGUGUAACAUUGUAUUAGCUGUACCAUAAUCAGAAAAGACUCUUGAAUAAGUUGUUUAAGUGAAGCUACUAUGUUUUUCCUGAAAGCAGACACAUUUUUUUCUCUCCAGUUAAAACUAUCUUUAAAUAGACUCGGGAAACAAUAUGUGAAACUUGGUUUUCUUAUACUCCUAGAUAGAGUGGUAUUUUUGGGGAGAGGAUAGAUUAUCUUCAAAUAUACCAGAAGGGGUAUGUUCAAAAACAAUCUAGUUCCUUUGAUUAUUAGUUAAUCAAUUUAGGUUUGUAAUGUGAACCAGUCUUAUAAGAAAUAAAAUUAAAACAAGUCAUUUAAAAAAUAUAUUGUAAUCUGGUAACCUCUGCCUAGCAGUACUGCCAAUAAUGAUAAAUGUAAUACAAGAGAUGGCUCCAUGAUUAAAGAAAGUUAAGGCAACAUGUUCUUUUCAAAGCUAGAAUUUGAUUUAUGGUAAUACAUUUCUAUAAAUCUGUAAAAAUAAUUUGGAAGGAACAGAUUCAAAGUAGUUGUUAAAAACUGAAUGUUUCCUAUAAAUGUGAUGCAAAUAUCAUUUAUUCAUAACACUAUA